AAGUAGCAGUAUGUUGUGAGGUUUUUCCCAAAGGUUUCAUAAUUUAAAAAAAUAAUGCAUUGCAACAUCUUUAUUUGAAAGAAAGCCGUGAUAACUGCAUUUCUAAAGAUAAUGCAGGGAGCGAGAGCCAGUGAAACUCAUGUGACGACGUACUUGAACAUCUAGAGAGAACCAUUCAACAAACCCAGCACGAUUUCUAGAAAUCCCCGUCUGGUCUGUACAGUCUGUGAGGUCAGCAGGGGUCAGCAGGGGUCAGCAGGGGUCGCGGGUCAAACACAAUCACCUUCCAUUGUUCCACAGUAAAGGUCUAUUCCAGUGGUGAUCCAGCAGGAACGCUCCAGAAUCCCAGCUCUCGGAUCAGCUUUAGAGAGGAAAACCACUGCGGCACACAGGAAGCUGUCCGUGGCUCACUCCUGUGACUUCCUGUGCACGAGUAACAGACGCCACUGAACGCACAAAUCACUCCUCAGAUCAAACGCGAGCCCAACAGGAUGGCGCAGGCCGUGGCCAACGUCGCACGCAGGAUCAACGCCACCAUGGAGGAGCAGAGGGACUCGCUGGAUCUGUCCGACUGUGGCCUCGUUAGUUUCCCUGACGGCGUCUUCAAGAUGAUCCGCAGCCGCACAGACAACAUCCAGAAAAUCUCUCUGGCCAACAACCAGAUCAAAGCCUUGAGCAACAAGUUCUUCCUCACGUUUACUCAGUUAAGAGAGGUGGAUCUGCAGGGUAACGUCCUCACAACACUGCCGGAGGCGGUUGGAAACAUGCAGCACUUGAUCAGCAUCGAUGUCUCCAGAAACAAGCUGAGGGUUUUCCCCGAGCGCCUGACGGAUGUGAGCAGCCUCCAGCACAUCAGCGUGGAGGGGAACCAGAUCACAGAGCUGCCGAUGGAGAAGCUGUCUCUGAUGCCUGCUCUGAAGAGUGUGGAUGUGCGGAGUAACCCGCUGACGCCGGAGGCCGCGUCUUUCCCGCAUCUCUUCACGCUCCUGACAUGAGUAAACACAUGGUAAAGAACAUGAGGAACGGGGCUUCCGUCUCUCUCUGAUGCUGCUGUUUCAUUUCCAUGCACUGAACCGCAUGCUGUGCCUCCGAAUAUUUCAAUAAAAAUAUUUAUUCAAUCCUGCAAA
Molecule: messenger RNA, 1127 nt
Organism: Sinocyclocheilus anshuiensis
Lineage: Eukaryota; Metazoa; Chordata; Actinopteri; Cypriniformes; Cyprinidae
Product: leucine-rich repeat-containing protein 20-like
Exons: 5
Coding region: 492-995 (167 amino acids)
Cellular component (GO): cytoplasm
Molecular function (GO): protein binding
Source: RefSeq, a predicted model, not a curated record